AUGGGUCUGAACAUCCAGGGUGAAAUGGCUGAGGAGUCCUACCUAUCCCCAUCCACUCUGACAUCCACCUUUGAACCAAACACCACUCCUCUUGCCACCCUCCUCCACUCACUCCUCCUCACUCCUCCUCACUCCUCCUCACUCCUCACGUCACCUCCACCCUUCCGUCCCUCUCCUACCCUACCUCCGUCCACUCUGAUAUUCACCUUCGGACCUGACAUCAUUCCUCCUCUUACCCCUCCUUCUCGUUCCUCUCCUCACUCCUCUCCUUCUGUCCCUCUUCUGCCAAAUCUCCACCAAGUUACGACCUUCCACUGCUGCCCUGUACCCUGUACUCAGACACCGCUCAUACCAUCGCUCCGAGAUUCUGUCAUAGUUCUGACCUCAGACUUUGACUCCACCUUGGCUUAA
Cantharellus anzutake is the source of this 411-nucleotide messenger RNA. RefSeq lists its product as uncharacterized. NCBI's taxonomy places the organism in Eukaryota, Fungi, Basidiomycota, Agaricomycetes, Cantharellales, Hydnaceae. The transcript has 2 exons. The record is from RefSeq and is a predicted model, not a curated record. Bases 1 to 411 code for a protein of 136 amino acids.